AUGGAAAAAUUUCUGAAGGAUGAUCUUCCUAUUUUUGGAGAGGAUGAGGAAGAUGCAAUUACCGCGUUCAACAUUUUCGAAGCAUGGAACAACUCUGAUUUCCUAUGCCAUAACUACAUUUUAAACAAUUUAUCUAAUAAACUUUAUGAAGUAUACAGUAUCAAGAAAAUGACUAAGGAAUUAUGGGAAUCGAUAGACCAUAAAUACAAGACUGAAGAUGCUGGUGGUAAGAAAUUUUUAGUUGCCAAGUUCUUAAACUUUGUAAUGGUUUAUUCUAAAGUUGUUGUAAAUCAAGUGCAGGAAUUCCAAUUGAUCAUUGAUUGUAUUCUCGUAGAAGGAAUGGAUAUAAGUGAAUCCUUUCAAGUGGCAACCAUUAUUGAAAAACUUUCGCCUGCUUGGAAUGACUUCAAGAACUAUCUUAAGCAUAAGAGAAAGCUUUCAAAGAGGGUCAAAACAAAUGAGGCCAACGCUGUGGAAAAUAUUUCUAAGGAAGUAUCUGAUCUUGACCUCUACGCUGUGAUUUCUAAAGUCAACUUGGUUGAUUCAAAUCCAAAAGAAUGGUGGCUUGAUACUAGUGUCACUCGUCAUAUUUUCUAUGAUAAGGACUCUUUUUUUGAGUUGGUUCCUUGUGAGAAAGGGGAGAAACACUAUAUGGGCAACGCUGCAACUUUCAAGAUCAAGGGAAAGGCACUGUGA
Gossypium arboreum is the source of this 696-nucleotide messenger RNA. RefSeq lists its product as uncharacterized. The record is from RefSeq and is a predicted model, not a curated record. Bases 1 to 696 code for a protein of 231 amino acids. Lineage: Eukaryota; Viridiplantae; Streptophyta; Magnoliopsida; Malvales; Malvaceae. The transcript has 2 exons.